Molecule: messenger RNA, 5652 nt
Organism: Peromyscus leucopus (white-footed mouse)
Lineage: Eukaryota; Metazoa; Chordata; Mammalia; Rodentia; Cricetidae
Gene: Agps
Product: alkylglycerone phosphate synthase
Exons: 20
Coding region: 34-2052 (672 amino acids)
Biological process (GO): lipid biosynthetic process
Molecular function (GO): alkylglycerone-phosphate synthase activity; FAD binding
Source: RefSeq, a predicted model, not a curated record
CGCCGCAGUGGCUGCCGGGAUGCGCCGCAGCGAAUGGUCGCGCGGGGCGCCGCUCUGAGUGACCUUUCACCCGCGCCCAGCGGCCUCGGGCGGCGGCACAAGGCGGAAGCCAUGGCGGAGGCGGCGGCGGCGGGCGAGGCGGGCGCGAGCGAGCGGGACCGGGAUGCGGGCCGCGCGCGCCGGCGGCUGCGGGUUCUGUCGGGCCAUUUGCUGGGCCGGCCCCAGGAGGCUCCGAGUACCAAUGAGUGCAAAGCGCGGAGAGCCGCGUCGGCGGCCGGGGCGUCGCCCGCCGCUACUCCCGCCGCGCCGGAGUCGGGCACCAUCCCCAAGAAGCGACAAGAAGUUUUGAAAUGGAAUGGAUGGGGCUAUAAUGAUUCCAAGUUCCUCUUCAAUAAGAAGGGCCAGGUUGAACUGACUGGGAAAAGGUACCCUCUUAGUGGCUUGGCUUUACCAACUUUGAAAGACUGGAUCCAAAACACCCUUGGAGUAAGUCUGGAGCAUAAAACUACCUCUAAAGCAUCCUUAAAUCCUAGUGAAGCACCUCCUUCUAUUGUCAAUGAAGAUUUCCUUCAGGAACUUAAAGAAACUAGUAUUUCCUACUCACAGGAAGCAGAUGAUCGAGUGUUCAGAGCCCACGGUCAUUGUCUUCAUGAGAUAUUUUUGCUCAGGGAAGGGAUGUUGGAGCGGAUUCCUGAUAUAGUUGUUUGGCCAACGUGUCAUGAUGAAGUAGUUAAGAUUGUGAACCUAGCAUGCAAAUACAACCUUUGUAUCAUACCAAUUGGUGGAGGAACAAGUGUGUCAUAUGGCUUGAUGUGUCCUGCAGAUGAGACAAGAACAAUAAUUUCUCUGGACACUUCACAAAUGAACCGGAUUCUCUGGGUUGAUGAGAACAAUCUGACAGCUCACGUAGAGGCUGGGAUAACAGGACAAGAGUUGGAAAGACAGCUUAAAGAAAGUGGUUAUUGUACAGGUCAUGAACCAGACUCCCUGGAAUUCAGCACUGUGGGAGGAUGGAUAUCCACCCGAGCAUCAGGCAUGAAGAAGAAUAUCUAUGGCAAUAUUGAGGACCUGGUGGUUCAUAUGAAAAUGGUAACACCUAGAGGUGUAAUAGAGAAAAGCUCCCAAGGACCUCGUAUGUCAACAGGCCCUGAUAUCCAUCACUUCAUCAUGGGAUCUGAAGGAACUCUUGGUGUAAUAACAGAAGCUACAAUAAAAAUCAGACCAACCCCUGAAUACCAAAAAUAUGGCUCGGUAGCUUUCCCUAAUUUUGAACAAGGAGUAGCCUGUUUAAGAGAAAUUGCAAAGCAGAGAUGUGCUCCAGCAUCUAUCCGCCUCAUGGAUAACCAGCAGUUUCAGUUUGGUCAUGCUCUUAAACCUCAGGUCUCCUCUGUUUUUACAUCAUUUUUGGAUGGAUUAAAAAAGUUUUAUAUUACAAAGUUUAAAGGAUUUGAUCCAAAUCAACUAAGUGUAGCCACGUUACUGUUCGAGGGGGACCGCGAGAAGGUUCUUCAGCAUGAAAAACAAGUAUAUGACAUUGCUGCAAAAUUUGGUGGUCUGGCAGCUGGAGAAGAUAACGGACAGAGGGGUUAUUUGCUGACUUAUGUCAUUGCAUACAUACGUGAUUUGGGUUUGGAAUACUAUAUAGUAGGAGAAUCUUUUGAGACUUCUGCUCCUUGGGACAGGGUUAUAGAUCUGUGCAGAAAUGUAAAAGAGAGGAUAAGAAGGGAAUGCAAAGAAAAGGGAGUUCAGUUUGCACCUCUUUCCACAUGCAGGGUGACGCAGACGUACGAUGCAGGUGCAUGUAUCUACUUCUAUUUUGCCUUUAACUACAGGGGGAUUAGUGACCCACUGACUGUGUUUGAGCAAACUGAGGCGGCUGCUAGAGAUGAAAUCCUUGCCAAUGGAGGGAGCCUGUCACAUCACCAUGGAGUGGGCAAGUUACGAAAGCAGUGGCUGAAAGAGAGCAUCUCUGACGUCGGCUUUGGGAUGCUGAAGUCUGUCAAGGAAUAUGUGGACCCCAGUAACAUCUUUGGAAACAGAAACCUUUUGUAACUCCAUGGAUAUCAUUAUGAAAAUGGUACCUUUUAAAAGUCAUCAGCUCUGGUUAUUCCAGUAAUCAAAUACGUCAUGGACUGUAUUUCAGCUAUGUUUGUUUGUUGGUUUCAAAUAAGUUGGUUUUCAUUCUGUGCUUUGUUUGUACAUCUGUAGAUUGACAGAUGGUGUUCCUAGGUCUCUCUCGUUGUAGGUAUACCAGCUUAUAGCCAGCUAACUGGUUGUCAUUUCGGAUUUCAGUCAGGCGGCACGAGGCUGCCCGUUAUCUGAAGAAGAUGCUGCCUGCUGUUUUCCGUGCUCCUCUAGGUGAGCUGAGGCAGGUGGUGUCAUCUGCUGCUCAUCUAGCCUCUCCUCUGUCGUGUCCUUUCUUAACAACAUUUCUCUAAGGCAGAUAUCUAGCAAAUUCUGCUGGGGAGAGAGAUUGUGUGUGUCGUGAAAGCGUCCUUUCCCGGGAGUAGGCUGUUGAGGGAGGACACUGAGGACAGCCAGCAGUCUGUUACUAGCAUGCCUUCAUCUGUAUAAGGUGCUCAGCCUCAGCUUUGCUUGAAGUGAAUACACAGUUACAAACUUCAGUUGCCAACAUACACGUUACUUUGUGAGCAGACACAGUUUUGUCCUCCGUGUCUGUUUCUAGUGGGGUGUGAGUGGUGUUUGUGUCGCUGAGGGUAACCUGUUGUUGUGUCCUACAUCAUCUAUAACAUGCUUCGUAAGAACGGCUGCCUUACUCCACAUGACGGGCAGGUUUUCCAUGAAGCGGAGGCCAUUGUCCCCGCUCCAGUCCUCACGUUUCUGCUGUCAGAGCCUGUUGCCAGGCUGCACAAGCAGCUGCAGCGUGAACAAAAGGAAGGCUCCCGACCUGCUCUCUCCAGGGAAAGAGUUAUUUGGCUAAAGAACGGUCGUCAGUGGACCCUUGGAUUUGAAAGUCUCUAUAAUUUCAAUGACAACCAUCUUUUUUUCUAAUUAGCCACAAAUAGCCUGAUAAAUUUUCAUGGAAAAAUAGUUUCAAUUCAGUUCUUAAUAAUGGUUUAAUGCCUUUUUGAAUUACUGGUUUAACCUAAAUUUUAAAAAUGUAUUACUGCAUAUGCCAUAAUCACAAGUUUGAAAUAUCCUAUUUCUUAAAUAAAAAGGAAAAUAUUAAUCACAUUUAGCAGACAUUUUUACAUUCAAAACUGGAUCUUGAAAUAAGUGGAACAAUUGCUUUAAAUCACUGUUGAGGUUCCUGAUUCACAUUGUGAGAUGGGUUCUUUUCUUAAUGCAAUACCUAACUUUUGAUAAUUUUUUUAAAUAUUUAAUCAGAUAAUGUAAGUCAAAAUGCAGACGAUCCUUUAAAAGGACACACUGUCUGUCUAUGUAGCAACGGCUCCAAAUACGUUGGGGUAGUUUGAUACCUUUUAUAUCUGAAGUAGCCUUAAACAGAACAGUGAAAAUUUAAAAUUGACAAAAUGAUAUUUUUAAAACUUCAAAAUGAUAAAUAAUUUUUAACUAUUAAAAUUGGCCUCAAACUAACAAAUUUAAAUCUGUAGGAAAAAAUCAGUAUUAAGUAUUAGUUUAACAACAAAAACUCAAUAUUUAUUUUUUGGAAGCUGCCUCUUUAUUGAUGAUUUAUUUUCCAUUAUAAAAUUUCCAUAUCUUUGAUUAAAUAUUUUGAUGAUUUGAAAUAGCUGGACACUUGAGGAAAUCACCUCUGAAUUAUAAGAUUCUUUAUAAAAUGCAUCUCGUCAUGAGGUUGAUUCUCUAGUUGGUGAUUGAAAUGUAACAUUUAGUAAGAUUCCAACAGCUCACUGGAAGUGUAUACAUGUUUCCAAGUAAUUAUUUUUAAUAAAUGGUUUUAUUAGCAGAUCCAAUUCCUUGCAUGUGAUUGUUGAAACCUUUUUCCCAAGGAGUUCAGAUUCCACAGCCUGGGCAGUCUGUACUGUGAGUGGUUGUCACCUGAAGUUGUCGGCCUGCUGCUAUCUGAUAUGAGUUUUAUGGAGAUUAGCAGUUCGUGUCUUUGUUUCUCUCCUCCUCUGUAUGAAGGCCUCACCAACCUUGUUUCCAUAAUGGUUACUACACUUUGUAUUUGAAGUAAUUUCAACAGAGAUCAUUUUGAAACACAAAAGCAUUCAUUAGUACUGUUUCACUAGGGCUGUCAAUCAGGAAGUCUCCCCACCCACUUCUGGGAGGAGCCUCAGUGUAGGCUGUCUGUGGAGGAACAUGAGGUCAUGAAUAUGCACAAAGCACUUAAACCUUGCCUCUUUCAGAAGUGUCUGCACGUGGCUUCAUGAAACUAAACCAGGAGAAUAUUGUUAUCUGAAGCAUCUUAACUCAUAGAUUAGUUUUUUUUUAAAGCUGUAGCUUGUUUGAUAUUCAGAAGCACCUAACAUUGACUCAUACUUCUUAGGUUGGUCAUAUGUGUAAAACUUUGCUUAAAUCUGAUGAUGUCACAUGUAGGCUGGGGUUUUAGUGGGAAUGGGAACUUGCUGCUAGUGAGAUUGAAAUACUAAGGACUCAAGUGGACAGGCUUUAUUGUCCUUGGAGAAACUGUUGCCUUAAUGUGAUGUAUAGUGGUGCAUAAGUGAAUUGAAUCUCAUGCUAUGUUCCUUGAGCCUCUUAGCUGGAUUGUGAAGGCCACAUGUUUCUUGUGUCCAGCAUUUCAUCAAAGAAUACAGGAUUAAACCCUGCUUUUUUUUAGGAAUGGGAGGUUGGUACUCGAAAUGCUUACAUAUUACAGAUUAUUUAUGAAUCUGGAAGCCUUCUAGUUUUCAUAUUUGUAUUCUUAGUUUAUUUUGGGAAAACAAAAGCUCAAUAAAAGACAAGCUUCCAUCAGUGUGUAUAUCAGAUAUAAACACGUGCAAGAACCCUCCCUUUUCCCCCUCCAGAAUACUGUAACCGAGUCCUAGUUUGCAUAUUUGAAAAAGCUUUUCUGCAUGUUGAUCCCAGAGAUUUUUCCUUUGUUGUAUUCUUUCCUACCAGCAGCUUCUUCUAACUGUAGCCGACCAGAGCUCCCAAGUCCUGACUUAGGAAGUGUGUUGCUCCAGAUGGAGCUGGGGUUGGUGUCACUGUCGGAACACAGUGAUGUCACCAUGCGGGGCAGCCACAGACGCUGCCUGUGGAAGGUGUGUCUCCAGUUCAGGGAGUGCUGAGACAGACACAGCGAUGAAUAGCUUUAGUAAUUUUGAGGGCGUUCCCCUCACUUACCUUCAGUGAUUUUGAUUUUCCCCGAGCUCCGCUUGUGACAGGGAGCACAGCAGAAGCAGGUCAGGGCUGCAGAGUCUGAGUUUCCGCCUUUGCCUUUGUGCGUUGUGGAGGCUCGGCUCGGCGCAGGGCUUUAUGUUCCAGUAGGAGCCAUCUGCCUGCAGAUCCGUUUUCAUUCUUUCUCUUCACUGAAAAAAGAAAAUCACUUCUACAACGAGAGGGAAAUCCAGACAGUAUACAGGUUUUCUUCAACUGUUGAAGUAUGUGUCUGACAUGAAGGAUGUAACCUAGCUUUCUGUUCCUUAAACCAAAUAGUGUUCGUCUUCAGUGUGAAGCUUAACUGUAAAAACUGCUUGUAUAAUGUCAAGAGAUUAUAGAAACAUUAUUAAUAAAAUGGACACGGCCUAUGGUUUUUUUAAAUCAAAA